AAUAAAUUUAUUUACAAUUGUUAAGAAAAAUUAAACUCGGUUAAAAGUUUAGAUAAAUAAAGUGAUUUUCUCAAAGGUGUUGUUAACAGUGUGUGUGAAAAGGAAAAGCACACUUUGAGUGAAACAGUGAACAGACGAAAAUAUUAAAUAAAUUGAAAAAGUAAUUACUCGAAGUAUGAAAAUUCAUUCUCAUCAUUUCGUGGAAAGUGAUUGUUUUCAAAGAAAAUUUGGUACAAUUAACGAAAAUUCUAAUUAUGAUCUGCAAUCAAGAAUGAUUCAACACGAAUAUAGAAAAAUAUAUUCGCCAGUGACUAUGAUGAUGCCAUCCUCAGAUGCAAUUUGCCCACGUUGUCGACACGUAUUUCCAACAAUGACCUCAACACAAUCAUCAAAUACAAAAAAAGAAGAAUCCCCAUACAACACAAAUCCAUUUACAGAAUAUUCAUCAUUGCAACAUCAUUCACAUCAAAGUGAGGAUGACGAUGACCUUACUCCUACAUUUACAUCACCCUCAACGACAGCAGUACCAACUUCGUCGUUAACAACAUCAUCAUGUGUUAGUGAAACAGACAUACCACCAACACCCCCACCUCGAUUAAAACCAGUUUUAUAUGCAAAUAUUCCACCACCAAUAACUUCAACAACCCCCAGUACAAACACAAAACCAUAUGUAACAAUGAGUAACAUAAAUUUACAACCAAAUGGUUUUGUUACAUCUACGAAUCAACCAAAUUUUAUACCGUUAAGUUCACCAACAAAUAAUUAUCAACCUUCGAUAUUCACCUCAAAUCCAUUAAUUAAGCAGCCACCGCCUCCUAGUUUGUGUGAAGGAAUUAACGGUUUAACAAUAUCCAAUCCAACUAAUCGUGUUUAUCGACAAUUAAGUGGAGGUGGUUUAGUACAAGAUAGUCAAAAUAAUGGUAUUCGAAUUCAUGAAGCACAACCCAUGCAUCAAAUGUCUGGAGGUGGUUUAAUCAAUACUAGAAUUGAUGAUUUUCUUCAUGAAUCAUCCACAGCAUCAUUAUCACUGCCAUCAUUACGAAAUGAUACAAAAUCAACAAAAUUAUUAAUAUCAACAACAGAAAUAACAUCUCCAUCGAGCACCUCGAUUUCAAUAUCACCAUUAAGUACAUCAUCUAACAUAUCAAUUCUAGUUCCUACAUCAUUAAAUACAUCAUUAGAAAUAUCACCAAAUUCAAUAAAUAUCACAGUACCACGUGUAACAACGCCUACUAAAAACAAUAAUUCCAUAUUUCAAGCUCCAAUUAGAAGAAAUACAUCUCAACGGCAAACGCGAAGAAUACGUAAUGGCAUUGAAAAUAAUCAACAAAUAUUUUUCCCAACAACAAUUUCACCAGAAUAUUUAUUACAAUUAAAUAAAUUAACAUCACCACCCCCUCAACCAAUUGUAGUAGAUGAUAUGAAAUGUUUAUCACAGACUGUAAAUCGUUUAAAAGAAUCCGGUUGGUUUCAUGAGGGUUUAAGUUGGAAUGAUAGUGAAACGUUAUUAACCGGUACCGCAAAUGGUACGUUUGUUGUACGUGAAUCAUCAAAUCCAAAUUUUUUAUUUGCAAUUACUGUACAAACAAAACAAGAACCAACAUCUGUGCGUAUUCAGUAUGAUAAUGGACAUUUUCGUCUUGAUUGUGUAUCACAUGUUACUCCAAUAGUGCCUCAAUUUGAUUGUGUUGUUGAUUUGAUUGAAUAUUACGUUACAAAACAUAAUUCAACAACAUCCAAAUUGAAUAGUAAUUUAAUUAAUAAUAAUAAUAUAAAUAAUAAAAAUAAUAAUAAUAAUAAUAAUUUUCUUGGUAAUCAAGUAUUUGUUGAUGAAAAUGGUCAAAUCAAUUCAAUUGUAUCAUUAAAUAAACCAUUACGUAGUACUGUUCCUAGUUUAACACAUUGUGCAAGACUUGCAAUCAAUAAACAAUUACGUUCAUGUCAAACUUAUUCUAAAUAUGAACUUGCAAAUAUAUUAGAUAAUUUAGAAUUACCAAAAUCAUUAAAAAUAUAUUUAUUCCGCAAUGGUAGUGAUUACACUAUCGAAAUUUCAACUGUCUAA
Chrysoperla carnea is the source of this 2062-nucleotide messenger RNA. RefSeq names its product integrator complex subunit 6 homolog. The transcript has 3 exons. Gene Ontology annotation, molecular function: 1-phosphatidylinositol-3-kinase regulator activity. Gene Ontology annotation, biological process: phosphatidylinositol phosphate biosynthetic process; intracellular signal transduction. Gene Ontology annotation, cellular component: phosphatidylinositol 3-kinase complex. Bases 176 to 2062 code for a protein of 628 amino acids. NCBI's taxonomy places the organism in Eukaryota, Metazoa, Arthropoda, Insecta, Neuroptera, Chrysopidae. The record is from RefSeq and is a predicted model, not a curated record.